UUGUUUUUAUUUCACUCCGGUCUAUUCGGGUCGGGUAGCUAUGGAAGAAUUCGCGGGGCGAGGAGACAACGACAGCCUGCCCACGAAGAAACGCGCUCUCUUCAGACACCGGUGAACCAAACAGAAGCAGCGGGGCAGCAGUAACACCUGCCGCGGGGCUUCAGACAUCCUCACUCUGCCUUUUGGAGUCCGCGGACAUGGCGCUCAGCUCCGGCGGCUGGGCUCCCCCGACCCCGGUCCCUGCCCCGUCCCAACAGGCUGCAUGCGGCGGCGGGCCUGCGCUGACUCCGUGCUGCAGUACUGUUUUAAUGUCAGUCCGGGUUUCGGUGUGCCAUUCCGGGAUCCGGCCCCUGUGCCUCCCCGGGGCAGGCAGCGAGGCUCUGCGGCUCCAGCUCAGCAUGGACCCGAGCCGGGCCGGAGAGUUCAGACUGGCGCUGCGAGACACGAGCGGAAACCGCAGUGUGUUCAUCGCAGAGUUUGAUCUGCGCUCGGUGCAGUACGAGGUCAAAUCCCCUCGCUCCCACGAGAUGCGUCUCGCUGCUCCGCCUCACGACUGCAUCCGCUUCAACUUCCGCUGCGAUCGCGAGGCCGAGGAGUGGGCCACGGUGGUGAUGUCCUCCCUGAGAGAGGCGCAUCGAGUUGCAAAUAUCAACACAUGUGAAUCCGACGGCAGACACGACGACGCAGCAGCAGCUACGGAGCAGUGGAGCUCAGCCUCGCUGCCGCUCACUGAGGAGCUGUGCUUGGAGCUCGCCAGGGCGAUUGAAGCCGGCGACACUCAGGCCGCUUCACAGCACGCGUCGGCUCUGGCUCGGCAAAAAGCAGCGCUGGCCAUUCAGCUGUCUGAAAAGAGCUACGCAGAGGGAGCGCUCAGUUUAUCUGUGGUAGUGGAGGAUGUUUCGUCGUCCUGUUGCGUCACAGUGAAAGUCUUUCCUUACAUGACCGUGGCUGCACUCAAGCAACAGGUGUUUCUCGAGUACGGUUUCCAUCCUCGCGUGCAGCGCUGGGUGAUCGGUCAGUGCUUGUGCACCGAGCCGAGGUCGCUGGCCUCCUACGGGGUGCAGAAGGACGGUGAUACGGCGUACCUCUACCUGAUCUCCGCCCGACAAGCCCGCGUCACCCGCCAGCUGUUCCAGCAGGACCUGGAGAGCGCCCUCCUCGCCCCACCGCUCAACGGCCCCACCUCCCAAGACUGGAGGGGUUACAGCACCCUGCCCUCGAGGCUAACCCACAACAACCAGGGGAGCACAGGUGGAGGAAGCGACAGACCAGGGGACAUAAAAGAUGUCCUCGACAUUGAGAAUCUGCAGCUGAAUGAUCAUACCAAUAAAGCCAGUAAAACACAGCAGACAGAGUGGGCUUGUCCCUCAUGCACUUUCAUCAACAAGCCGUCCCGUCCAGGCUGCGAAAUCUGUGCCACAGCCAGACCCGACGCACACAUCCAGCAGGAGAAAGGAAGGAGAGAGGAUCGAGGAGAAUCCGGUUCAAGCGGCAGCUGACUGUCCAUCGUCACUUUCAGGUCGCCAUGUCUCACUCUCAAACACACACACACACACACACACACACACAGACACAGAGUGAGGAUGCCAAACAAGAAAAUACUCCCAUAACGACUGUCGAGUGCACUGAGAGUCCUCUGGCUGCUGGAGCGAUUGAAGCACUGUAGCAUGAGACAGAGCUGCUGGUCGAGGCUCAGACGGUGAACUGCAGACAGAGAGCUUCAGCUUUGACCGGUUACAUGAACAUGACCAUGACACACAUCUCAAUUUGGCCAGACCUCUGUUAUUUAUUUUACAGGAUGCGUGUGUGUGUGUGCAAACGUCACAGAUGGCCUAAUAUUUAUUUUUAGGUGAGAGAGAUGAAAUUCUUUGCAUUCGCAGCUGAAGUUGAGCGAACGUUCUACUUUGAGUUUCUGUCGACUGUGAAGCGAGAGGAAAGGUGAAGCCUUGUGCAAUACCCUGUUUGUUUGCUUGUUGGUUUUAACAGAAAGAGAAGGGGUUGCGUUUACAGGGUUGUCAUGUGCUUUUAUUUUUUUAUAACAUUGUAUUAAGUGUAUUAUUUUCAACAAGAUGCAUUGAGUAAUGUUCAUUUUACCAGUUGCUCUAGUUUUACUGAAUUCCCUGUGAGCUGUGACAGCAAUGGAAUGAUCUGUUUUCAGUAAUACUGUAAAAAGUUGCAUCAGCCGAAUAAACAUAAUGGAAAUUAACAAA
Molecule: messenger RNA, 2210 nt
Organism: Anarrhichthys ocellatus (wolf-eel)
Lineage: Eukaryota; Metazoa; Chordata; Actinopteri; Perciformes; Anarhichadidae
Gene: sharpin
Product: SHANK-associated RH domain interacting protein
Exons: 9
Coding region: 198-1499 (433 amino acids)
Biological process (GO): protein linear polyubiquitination; proteasome-mediated ubiquitin-dependent protein catabolic process; positive regulation of canonical NF-kappaB signal transduction
Cellular component (GO): LUBAC complex
Molecular function (GO): ubiquitin-protein transferase activity; ubiquitin binding
Source: RefSeq, a predicted model, not a curated record